UUACGCAUGCGCAGUCCCACACCCGGAAACAUGUUGAUAGAUGUGAUAUUAUAUGUGUUGCUCAGUACGGAAUGCUAUUGCUUCUUAUUUUAAAUGCUGACCGCUUGACAUUUUGUCUGUAUACAUUGUAUGCACAAUGCUGAAAUAUUUAGUAGCUCUCAUAUCAGUGGUCUUGGCCGUAUGGACGGUGCCCGAGUGGCUCACAUUCCCGAUCUAUGGUAAUGUUGUAAAUGUCCUAGAGUCGUGGCUGCGGCAGCAGGUCAGUGAGGCGUCAGCAUCUCCACCGGGACCCAUGCUGACCGAAGAUGAGCUGUCUUUAUACAACGGAGGAGAGAACAGUAAAGGAUUGUACCUGGCGAUCUUAGGACAGGUGUUUGACGUUGAAAAGGGGAGGAAACAUUACGGCCCUGGCGGCGGUUACCAUUUCUUUACGGGAAAAGACGCAUCAAGGGCGUUUAUUACAGGUGACUUCACAGAGUCUGGCUUGUCUAGCGAUGUCUCGGAUUUCUCGGACUCCCAGAUUGUGGCUCUUUAUGACUGGCUCUCAUUUUAUCAGAGGGACUACACUCCAGUAGGUAAACUGAUAGGCCGAUUCUACACAGAAACCGGGCAGCCCACUGACGCUUUGCUACGUGUUGAGGCUUUCUUGUCAGAGGGGUUGAAGAAAAAGGCUCAGGCUCAGAGUGAGAUGCAGCGGUACCCAGCUUGUAACUCGGAGUGGAGCGAAGCCAGCGGGGGACGGGUAUGGUGUUCCACAAUGAGCGGUGGCAUUCACAGAGACUGGGUUGGAGUACCCAGAAUGCUUUUCUCCCCUGGGUCUGGUCAUUCCCGAUGUGUGUGUAUCCAACCGUCUGAUCCUGUUCACUCAGAGAACCGAAACCUCAGAGAAUACAAGGACUGUCCUCCUCAAGCAGAGUCCUGCCAAAUCACAAAAGACUGAGCUACAAGUCUUCACCACACUACAAGAGUCAAUGAAUUUGGCUUGGAUUUCAAGGACUCUCCAUCAAUUUCUUCCAUAUGACAAGAUUUUUCAUUGAGUUGAGUUUUCUUAACGUUAUUAUGUUUGGUUUAUUAUAGCAGGCACAUGCCAUGUGACGAAUGCUGCUCUUACUGUUUGUAUUUAUAUAAUUCUGUUUCUGAUUUACUUCUAAUUCCUUUGCAAUUUGUGACCAAGUAUAUUAUUUAUGCCACAGAAUCAAGACUGUUAAAUAAAAGACAAUUUUAUAGAUUUUUUUUUUCAAUUGUCCUUUAUGUAAAGUUGUCCUCCCUUUCUUGAAAAGGAUACUAGAGGCGGCGACAGGCUAAAUAUCUGAGCAUACAGAUACCAUACAAUGUGCAGAAAAGAUAAAACAGAGGCCAAAUUGUAGGUUUGUCACAUAGACAAAAAAGCACAACCUGCAUUAAGUACAAAACAGUUGCAGUGGUCAAAAAUAUUAUACAUUUAUCUGUACAGUUUAACAAUACCAAUAACAGACUGUGGACUUGGCCCUUUCCCUGCCCUCCCCCCACAAACAAACCAAUCUCCUUUGAAAUGUGAUCAGAAAUGUAAAAAAAAAAAAGAAAUAACUUUGAUAAAGUGCACCUGUUAAGCAUGGACAUGGAAAAGCAUUUAAAUUAUGAUAGGUCAACAUAAUGUGACGCGUUACGCCACCAAGACGACUUUUCAAAAAAACAA
Molecule: messenger RNA, 1675 nt
Organism: Ctenopharyngodon idella (grass carp)
Lineage: Eukaryota; Metazoa; Chordata; Actinopteri; Cypriniformes; Xenocyprididae
Product: neuferricin
Exons: 4
Coding region: 137-940 (267 amino acids)
Cellular component (GO): membrane; endomembrane system
Source: RefSeq, a predicted model, not a curated record